AUGAACGACGAUGCAUCUUCGCCGGGCAGCCUAAGCUCGCCCCCGCACUCGCCUGAACAGGGCACUCCAGCGUCAACCAUACGCGCAUCUGCAGGUGGUGUUGGUGUUGGGGCUAGCACCCCAACCCCUGCAACUGCGUCUCCAGCGCCACGCGGUCUAACUGCCCGUGGUGAGCCUCGCAAGAAGCCAGGUCCCAAGCCAAAGAAUAAAGAUCCAGCCGCGCCCGAGCCAGAGAAGAAGACCAGAAAGCCCCGUAAGUCGGAGCCUAAAGAUCCCAAUGCCGUGCCUGUGCAACGUAAGAGACGGACCAAGGCCUCGCUCGAGGCACAGGCACAACCAGCACCACAGGUCGUCGAGGAAAAACCGCCUGUGCAGCUGUCGCCCACUCCACAGCCAGGACCCAGUGAUUCGGUUCCUGCCUUGAACCCAGAACAGCCGCCUGUUGUCUCACUAUCUCGCGUCUUGAGCAACCCAGAGCCGACGCUGCACAGUAACCCAAACCUGUCCCACAUGAGUGCUGUCCCCUCAACACCACGGCCAUCGAGCUCAGGCCAGCGCUAUGAUCCUAUCAGGGGUGGUAUUAUAGAGUCGAAGCCUCAAGCCCCGGCAAAUGCGCCCCCGCCUGUCUCCCCGCAGAUGAAUCAUCGUGCGAGUGCCUCGCCAUCCAUUACCAGUCUGAUCGAUCCGCCGUCUGCUAGCAAUUCCUUCUAUUCACACCCUGCCAAGCUCCAACAACAAGCGUCAGUCACUUCGGCGCCUGUGUCACCUGCUGCUUUCACCACACGGCCCGCCUCGCUCCUGCCUUCCCAAGACUUCCACUCGCCACACCUUCAACAACAUCAACUACAAGCACCCCCUCAGGCACAGCCUUAUCCCGCCGCACCGUCAGAGCCAACUCUCAUGGACAUUGACACUGAGCCUGCCAAGCACGUAUCUGUUCCAAUGACAAAGUCAACUUCUACCACCUCCGCUACCCACUCGCAAUCCAAUGCGCCCACUCCACCCGCCAAGGCUGUCCGCCAGAAGGAGGCUCCGCCGCCACUGCCUACCGGUAGUGGACUGUUGUCGGGAACGCCUUUUGGCCCUGUAGCGAACACAAACGGCGCAUCAGAGACACAAGGCACCAACAUCUACCUCAAUUUCGAUGUCAACGGACGCGACAAUGUUACUAUCAACGUCGCCCAGGAGGUCGAGAAGAAGUACGGCUUUGCUGCUCUACAUCCCCGUAUAGCUGCCCGUAAGGAACGCCAGCGCCAGAUCAACGCGGCCGGCGCCGCACUCGAGCGUGCUGCAGGAGGUGGCUCAAAUGACGAUCAGUCUGUCGAUCUGUCUGAGAACGAGAGUAACGUGGAGAUGGGAGGCAUGGACGAUGAUGCAUCCGCAAAGGAGAACGGGGGCAAGAAGCGACGCAAGCGCAAGCAAGAGGACUACGACAAGGAGGACGACUUCAUCGACGAUACUGAACUCGCCUGGGAACAGCAAGCGCUGAUGGCCAAGGAUGGUUUCUUUGUUUACAGUGGCCCCCUCGUCACCGAAGAGAAGCAGACCGUUGAGAGGGCGGAUGGCACCAUUAGGCGCGGACGAGGACGUGGCCGCGGCGGUACGCUGCGAGGCGAGACGUCAGGUAGAGGCCGAGGACGUGGCGGAGGUCCUGGCUCCCGUGGCGGCUCUACUGUGCGCAAACCUCGCGUUACCAAGGCUGACCGUGCGAUGAUGGAGCAAGAGAAGGCAGCUAGGGAAACUCUGGCCCAAACUAUUGCAACCAAGCAGCCUCUCUCCACUCCAACUCUUGCUGGCCAUGCUAGUGCAGUGUAG
This is a messenger RNA of Pyrenophora tritici-repentis Pt-1C-BFP, 1815 nucleotides long. RefSeq names its product Atrophin-1 multi-domain protein. The record is from RefSeq and is a predicted model, not a curated record. Lineage: Eukaryota; Fungi; Ascomycota; Dothideomycetes; Pleosporales; Pleosporaceae.